Messenger RNA from Nycticebus coucang (slow loris), 1120 nucleotides. RefSeq names its product UDP-GlcNAc:betaGal beta-1,3-N-acetylglucosaminyltransferase 4 (gene B3GNT4). Gene Ontology annotation, molecular function: hexosyltransferase activity. The record is from RefSeq and is a predicted model, not a curated record. The coding region runs from base 6 to 1079 and encodes 357 amino acids. The transcript has a single exon. Gene Ontology annotation, cellular component: membrane. Lineage: Eukaryota; Metazoa; Chordata; Mammalia; Primates; Lorisidae.
UUGCAAUGCUGCGCAGGCUGGCCUGGCUGCUCCUCUACAGCCUCUUCGUGCUGCUGCUCAGCAGCCUGCUCUUCCUGCGGAAGGAGGCCAAGCCAGCGGGGGACACCACAGCCCACCAGCCUUUCUGGGCUCCUCCAGGGCCCCGCCAGAGCCAGUGUCCACCUAACCGCACAGUGGCUAAUGCCUCCCUGUCUCUGCCUAGCCGUCACCGCCUCUUCUUGACCUAUCGCCACUGCCGAAACUUCUCCAUCUUGCUAGAGCCUUCCAGCUGCUCCAAGGACACCUUCCUGCUCCUGGCCAUCAAGUCACAGCCUGGUCAUGUGGAGCGACGAGCGGCUAUCCGUAGCACAUGGGGCCGGGUUGGGGGCUGGGCCAGGGGCUGGGGGCUAAAGCUGAUAUUCCUAUUAGGGGUGGCCAGAGCCACACCCCCUGCCCAGCUACUGGCCUAUGAGAGUGCCGAGUUUGAUGACAUCCUGCAGUGGGACUUUGCUGAGGAUUUCUUCAACCUGACACUCAAAGAGCUGCACCUGCAGCGCUGGGUAGCAGCUGCCUGCCCCCAGGCCAACUUCAUGCUAAAGGGAGAUGAUGACGUCUUUGUCCAUGUUCCCAAUGUGCUGGAGUUCCUGGAUGGCCGGGACCCAGCCCAGGAUCUCCUGGUAGGAGAUGUCAUCCGCCAGGCCCUGCCCAACAGGAACACCAAAGUCAAAUACUUCAUCCCGCCCUCCAUGUACAGAGCCCAUCACUACCCACCCUAUGCUGGGGGUGGAGGGUAUGUCAUGUCCAGAGCCACUGUGCAGCGCCUUCAAGCAGUGGUAGAAGAGACAGAACUCUUCCCCAUUGAUGACGUCUUUGUGGGUAUGUGCCUGAGAAAGCUGGGGGUGAGCCCCACACACCAUGCUGGCUUCAAGACAUUUGGAAUACAACAACCCCUGGACCCCCUGGACCCUUGCCUAUACCGGGGGCUUCUGCUGGUGCACCGCCUCAGCCCCCUGGAGAUGUGGACCAUGUGGGCAUUGGUGACAGAUGAGGGGCUCAAGUGUGCAGCUGCCCCUAGACCCCAACUCCGAGGGGUAGGUUGACCAACAGCCCAAGAGGACUUAUGUUAAUUUAUCAUGAUGAA